AAUAUCUAACAAAACAGGGACCUAGUCACGAUGGCCGGGUGUGAGCGGCGGUUAGUGCGCUUCAAGGGGCUGUGCUGCCUGCUUUUCUUGGAGAGGGGGCAGCAUAAAAGCAAGUGCUUGACGUGCGUACGGAAGGUACGUGGAAGUUUGCGUAAUAGUGAUUCUGAGAAAUGGAGAACAGCAUAUAUCAAGUUUAUGAAGAUGAAAUUCAGUCGUUGGAAGAAGAAAUUAAAAUGUUGGCUGAAAAGUAUGAAGACAGCCAACAAGAAUCCAUGUUUUUUUCCGAUGAGGAGAUACUAAUGUCAAUCAAGUCAUUCCAAAGAGAAUUUCAGGAAGAGUUGAAGGGACAUGAAUCUCCAUCAGACCUGAAAGCUCAGCUUGAAAGUCUAGAAGCAGAUCUCUUAUUUUUAAUGAAGUUUACUGGUAUUUGGUUCACAAGUCAUUCUAAGAAAACUGUGGAAAAAACUGGAAACAGAACAAUACAGAAGCACAAGUUGUCAGGAAAUUGCCGCUCCCUGCCUUUUCAAUUGGAAUUUCAGGUUCUUGAAAUAAAGAACAAAGAAAGAGUGUCUGCCAUUAUUACUGAUCUCAAAGUUAAAAUGGAAUCUGGGGAAUGUUCAAGUGUAAGCAAGUUUGUGUCCAGCACUGAAGAAAAUGGAAAUCUUUUGCCAUUUUUCAGAAGCCUUUCAUCUUACGCUGAUUGGUAUGAACAUCGUAGAUGCACCUUCCUACAUUUCAAGGCCAGAUACCCUGACAUUGUAAAACUUCCUGAAGGAGUGCUGGGAGAUUAUAUAGUUCUAAGGAAUCCUAAAUCUUCUGGGUUUGAAUUAAUGAUUGUUUGGAAGAUACAUGUAGAGGAAGAUGGGAGAACAACACCUGUUCUGGACCUUCUGACUAAAGUACCAGAGCGAGUCCUGGAGCAGAAGAUAGCAACUAUUGAAAAUGCACCUACCUGCUUCCGAAGUAUGCUGCUUUUGUUUGGGAUUGAGACAGCUAUUGAAAAUCUUAUCAAAGUGGUUGGCUUGAAAAAGUGAAUGCCAGCAUUACUUAUAACAGGUAGCAAUUUCAAAAGUAGUUUUAAUUAACAUAUUGUGUUACACAGUCUAUAAUUUUAUUGAAUAUAAACAUUAAGUUAUUCUCCAUUUAGAAACCAUACUCAUAAAACAUGCUAUCUGUACAAUUAUGGCACGUUAUAUAUAAAUUGUCAUGACAUGAAAAUAAAUACAGCCAUUUAAAUACAAAAAUGCCAAAUAAAAUAGUUACAUGUACAG
This is a messenger RNA of Rhea pennata, 1271 nucleotides long. RefSeq names its product centromere protein P (gene CENPP). Gene Ontology annotation, cellular component: nucleus; chromosome, centromeric region. NCBI's taxonomy places the organism in Eukaryota, Metazoa, Chordata, Aves, Rheiformes, Rheidae. Gene Ontology annotation, biological process: CENP-A containing chromatin assembly. The transcript is spliced from 10 exons. Bases 171 to 1034 code for a protein of 287 amino acids. The record is from RefSeq and is a predicted model, not a curated record.